Molecule: messenger RNA, 580 nt
Organism: Acyrthosiphon pisum (pea aphid)
Lineage: Eukaryota; Metazoa; Arthropoda; Insecta; Hemiptera; Aphididae
Exons: 5
Source: RefSeq, a predicted model, not a curated record
AUGACUUCGCAAUUAGGUGGUAUACUGUGGAUUUACAAUAAGUGGAAUAUGUUAGAAAAUGUUCCUCUUGACGUCUUUUUGCCUAAUGACCAAAUAAAUAAAUAUUUUAAAAAAGAUCAAGUUGGAGUAUUCCUUUUAUCUAUUGCUAUGUAUGAUAAAAUUAAGCUGACUGAUAAUAAAUUACUGUACGAUAUAUUGCAAAGCUGGAUAUGUACUAAUAUUAGUGCAGAAAUAAUAAAAAGCUCUCUGUUUGUACGAGCACUGACUGUAGCUAUUGUCAUUGUAUGUUUGAGUAAGUCACUACUUCUGAACAUAUAAUAAAAUAGUUACUCAACUAAUCAAUAUUUUGAUCAAUUGUUGACCCAUUAUAUUAAAUUGAAACCACUUCCAAAAAAUGAAAUCCAGGCACGAGAAGUACAAUGUAUGUUCGGCAUUCAAAUAAUGUCUGCUACACUUGAACAUCCUAGAGGAAUGGUCUUAACACUGUUCAAUAAGCUCCAUCAGGAUAGAGUUAUAAGUAAAGAAUCGUUUGAACUAUUCGUACAAGAAUAUGAUAAAAUAGCUGUAAAAUAGACUGAGU